Suillus clintonianus is the source of this 462-nucleotide messenger RNA. RefSeq names its product DNA topoisomerase. The transcript is spliced from 6 exons. The coding region runs from base 1 to 462 and encodes 153 amino acids. NCBI's taxonomy places the organism in Eukaryota, Fungi, Basidiomycota, Agaricomycetes, Boletales, Suillaceae. Gene Ontology annotation, cellular component: nucleus. The record is from RefSeq and is a predicted model, not a curated record. Gene Ontology annotation, biological process: DNA topological change. Gene Ontology annotation, molecular function: DNA binding; DNA topoisomerase type I (single strand cut, ATP-independent) activity.
AUGACCAUUAGAUUCAUCAAGAACUUUUAUUUCGAUUACCCACAGACCAACUCACAAAUUCUCUUGACUGAGACGCAUAGAGCAAAUACCCUCAUGAUUUGGACAGAUUGUGAUCGCGAGGGAGAGAACAUUGGGAACGAGAUUGUCAAGAUCGUUGUGAAGAGAGCAAGGUUUAGCGCUAUAAUUCCUCAAGUUUUUCCGCCAAUAAAGAACUCCAUCGAUCUUGACAUGGCUCAGGCCCAUGUUGUUAAGGCGCGCAUUUUCCUUGACCUAAGAAUAGGUGCCGCAUUCACGUGUCCCUGUCAAUUUCCGACACUCGGGUUUGUCGUCCAAAGAUACAAUCAAGUCAAGUCCUUUGUUCCUUCAAGAAACUAUGUGAAGAAGGCCAUUACCUGGGCGUCGGACUACAACCUCAAGCUCAUCAUUGACCUGCAUGGUGCCCCUGGGAGUCAGAACGGGUGA